Molecule: messenger RNA, 5095 nt
Organism: Phalacrocorax carbo (great cormorant)
Lineage: Eukaryota; Metazoa; Chordata; Aves; Suliformes; Phalacrocoracidae
Source: RefSeq, a predicted model, not a curated record
GGCCCGGCUGGGGGAUCCGGCGCCGACGGAAUAAGGCUGCAGCAGCCGGGCGGCGGAGCCGGCUGGUGGUAGCGCCGUGUCCCGGAGCCCCUCGGGAGCUGGUGGGCUGUGGCCCCCCUGCUGCAGCCCCCAUGGAUAAAUACAGAGCUCUUGAGCAGCUGCUUACAGAACUUGAAGAUUUUCUGAGGAUACUGGACAAGGAGAACUUGAGCAGCACUGCCAUUGUGAAGAAAAGCUUCCUCUCCGACCUUCUGCGGGUCUACACCAAGUCCAGUGGUGGCGAUGAGGAAUAUAUUUAUAUGAACAAAGUGACCAUCCAUAAACAGCAGGGUGACCAAGAGAAAGAAGACAAAGCACUGGAUCAGAGAAAUUCCUUGACCAAUGGAGACUCAGGACUGCAUUCGUCCCCUCCUCAGAAGAGCCUGCCAGACCUCCCUCCUCCAAAGAUUCCCGAAACAAAACAACCUCCGGUCCCCAAGAUCGAAUCCCCAGAGGGAUAUUACGAAGAGGCUGAGCCAUAUGACAUCUCUGUGAAUGGUCUUUUUGGUAGGCUUGCUGCGGCUGGACCCAAACCAGGGUUGCAGGUUACUGAGGGCGUUAUUUAUGCCACAAUAACGAUGGAAGAUGGUGAAGCUGUUAGUAGCUCCUAUGAAUCUUAUGAUGAAGAAGAGAGCAGCAAAGGCAAGUCAGCAACCCAUCAAUGGCCAUCCACAGAGGCCACCAUUGAGCUGAUGAAGGAUGCUCGAAUCUGUGCGUUCCUGUGGAGGAAGAAGUGGCUGGGACAGUGGGCAAAACAGCUGUGUGUUAUCAAGGACACCAGGUUGCUGUGCUACAAGAGCUCCAAAGACCACAGCCCUCAGCUCGACGUCAGUUUGCUGGGCUGCACUGUCAUUCACAAGGAAAAGCAAGUGAGGAAGAAAGAGCACAAGCUGAAGAUCAUCCCCAUGAAUGCUGAUGUCAUCGUGCUGGGGCUGCAGAGUAAAGACCAGGCAGAGCAGUGGCUCAGGGUAAUCCAGGAGACCAGUGGUCUGCUGUGUGAUGGAGGCAGUGAAGGCAACCAGUAUAUCCCAGAUUCGCAGCGUGUCAGUUACCCAAAGGUGGAGGUAUUUGAGAAGUACUCUGCAGCCUCUGAGAGCGGGAGCAGCACGGACGGCCACCUAGAGACAGCCGAGACAAAAGAUGUUAAAAAGAAGGGCACAACUGGCCUGAAACUGAGCAACCUGAUGAACCUCGGGAGGAAAAAAUCCAGCUCCCUGGACAGCCCAGAGAGAUCUCUGGAGACUUCAAGUUACCUGAAUGUGCUAGUGAACAGCCAGUGGAAGUCCCGUUGGUGUCAGAUAAAAGAUGGUCACCUCCAUUUCUACCAGGACAAGAACCGAAGCAAACUGGCUCAGCAGCCCCUGAGUUUGGCAGGCUGUGAAAUUAUCCCAGAACCAAGUCCUGAUCAUCUCUACUCCUUCCGCAUCCUGCACAAUGGGGAAGAAAGGGUCAUUCUGGAGGCGAAGUCCUCGGAAGAAAUGGGCCACUGGCUGGGCCUCCUCUUGUCAGAGUCAGGUUCGAAAACAGACCCGGAGGAAUUUACCUACGAUUACGUGGAUGCUGACCGGGUUUCCUGUAUUGUGAGCGCUGCAAAGAACUCCUUCUUCUUAAUGCAGCGGAAGUACUCUGAGCCCAACACCUAUAUCGACAACCUGCCAAAGGGCAGGAUGCAGCAGGAAGAGCUGUAUGAUGAUGUGGAUCUGCCAGACUUGCCUGCGGAAGUACCCAAGAGUGAGAGCAAAUUGGAAGGAGACCAGGACAGAGUGUACCUGGAUCUCACCCCAGUGAAGUCCUUCCUGCACUGUGCUGGCAAGAAGUCAUGCCAGCCUUCACCCCUCAGCUCACCGUCUUUAGAAAGGGCUGCCAACAAGGCUGCAGCAGAGAGCACAGCUGAGACACCUGUCGUGGCUAAGGAAGCUGAGCCCUGUAGUAAGCCGAUGGAGACCUCGGAGCAGAAACAACCAGAGAAGGUGGAGCCUGAAGAGGCACCAUCACAGAUGCCUGCCAUCAAAAUCCAGACGCAGCAGCAGAACAUCGCCUUCCCCCAGCCAGCCCCUGAGCUGCCGGUGGGCACAGUGAUGGUGGGAAGUCCCCAGCUGGUGCCUGCGCACCGGCCCAAGCUGCCGCUGCCAGGAGCAGCAGUGGAAACCAAACUGGGCAAGAACAGGACGGAGGCAGAGGUGAAGCGUUUUACAGAGGAGAAGGAGCAGCUAGAGAAGGAGAAGGAUGAAAUCCGGGCUCAGCUCACCCAGCUGCGCAAGGAGAAGCGGGAGCUGAAGGAAAUGCUUGCAGGCAGCACAGACAAGAUCCUGGAACAGAGGCUGAAGGAGAUAGAAGAAGAGUGCAAAAGGAAGGAGAGCCGGAGGGUGGACCUGGAGCUGAGCCUAGUGGAGGUGAAGGAGAACCUGAAGAAGGCAGAGUCUGGCCCUGUGACGCUGGGCACUGCUGUGGACACCACGCACCUGGAGAACGUAGGCCCCCGGAUUCAGGCAAAAAGUUCCAGUCCGGCAAAUAGUGCAGAGAACUCACCAGUCAAUUCAGCAAUGGCUUUAAAAAACCGGCCUUUAUCCGUCAUGGUGACGGGGAAGGGAACAGUCCUACAGAAAGCUAAGGAAUGGGAGAAGAAGGGAGCUAGUUAGAACCAUGUUUUUCAGAGAUGGACUAAAGACUGGAGUUGCCUGUGCAUGGCCAAGGGGAUUCAAUCAUCUGUAGGUAGAGGAUGGGUGUGCAACACAACCACACACCAAGUGCCUCCUCCACAUCGCGCCAGCUGCUCCGAUGCAGCAAUGGAGUCAACAGCUGCCGAGACAAGUUAUCCCAAAUGAUCUUGCUCUUUCCAGACAAGUCCCAAUCACGUAGCUAAAACAAUAACAACCGGUGGCAAUCCUUGCAUCAAAUUCCUAACCCAGUUGAUGUAAACAAGAAUGUUACUGUAUAUAGGGGUGUUCUGUGUAUUUCUACUCUGAAGGUUUAUCAAUGAGUAAUUAAGGUUUCUAUAUUAGUGACAGUAGUGGGUUCAGAAGGGGCUCUGCUGUUCUUUAUACCCUGGUGGUUGUCCUGUCCUCGCCAAUUGCAGUCAACUAAAAUCUAACCUGUCUUGCUGCCAGUCAUCGCUCAGCUGCAGAUCAUCCAGCCUUCAGUCAAGGGCAAUACCCAUGCCUAAGCGAUGCUUGAGACAUGAGAAGCACGCAGCAGCCUGGCCAAGGGAUUUUUUUGUUGUUGUUUUUAAUCGGUGUCCUGAUGCAUCCCAGCAUGUGCUUACUCCUACCAGCCUGCUGCCGAUGUGCCAGAAUAUUGAGAAAGCUCCCUGCUCACCUUCUCAUGCUGUGAUCUGUGCUACAGACUGGUGCCUCCAAGAGCUCUGGGCAAAGAUCUGCCAAGCAGAUUCAGUUAAUUUUCUUGAAGAUGAUCUUAAUCUACUUCACCUGAGGAGUCUAUUCUGAAAAAGAAAAAAAAAUCAUAUUUGCGUACUUGUUAAUAAUGUAUCAAAGGCCCAGGCCUGCUCAAUCUGGUGGAUGUGGAAGUUGGAGCCCAAUCCACCCUUCAGCGCUUGCCCUUUCCAAGGGGUGGGAGGUAAAGCUGUCGCUGUGCUCCUGCCCUGGCUCCGAGCAUCACUUUGCUCAUGCUCUCUGGUCCCUGCAGAGCCACGGCAGGCCCAGCUGUACAAGACAGCCCUGUGCAAAAGGGGCCCCUCCACAUGGGCAGGGCUCCCCGGCAGGCGAGGUGGCACCAUUGUGUCUCUGGUGGGCUGCUGGCCACCUUGGUGCUGUCACCCUUAUUUCCAAAUUAUUAAACUUAAUAUAGCUGUUGGGCUGUGGCAGUGCGGCCCACAACAUCCACCCCUCUCUGCCCUAGCCAAACUUUCUAAUGAAAAAUGUUGAUCGUUUGGGACUGCUAAACUUAGAGACAUUGACACACACCCCCCUUCAAAUUUCAGAAAUCCAUGCCCCCUCUCCUCCUGCUGACCUUCUGUCAUGCCUGCUGGCCUGGAGACACCUCUGAUGCUCCGUCAGCCCUGGAGGCCAGCCUUGGUAACUGGGGUGGCUUGUGGGGGCUGCAGCUGCUUUGCAAAGCUAAAGCAGCACCGGUACGCCAGCUGGGUUGUUCCUGGGGUCCUGUGGCUUCACGGCUGAGCAUCAUGCAGAGCCAAGGUAAACACAGCCAGGCAGAAUCUACCUUCCUAACCCUUGAAAACCUUUGACAGGCCUGAGGCCACCUCUAAGGGGAUACUCCUUUGCACGAAGGCCCAACAGCUGGGGGGGGGUUUGUGUGCAGGGCUGUGACACCUGCAGCUGGUGGUGGCACUGGGGAAUGAAGAUGUGCUGCCAAGGGCCUCUGGGCUUGCUCACCACCACCAUGGAGCUGGGGUGCAACAAAGCACUAGGUCAGGAUGGCCUAGAGGCAAGAAAAGUGCCCUUGUACUGUGGGUUGGAUUUUUUGUUGUUGUUGUUUCACUUUUAAAGUCUGCUGUGGUGCAGAUGGAGGAAUUUGCUAAUCCCAGGCUUCAGGAGGAGUUCAUCAGCCCCAGCUGUCAGGCCUAUUCCUGUGCAAGGUUUGCACAUAGGAAAAAAACCUCAUGCAAAUAAAUCACUGAAACUUCUGGUCCAGGACGCAGGGGCCUUUCCUCCCCAAAGCACAGGGAGGCUAUGGACAUCAUGAAGUUUUUUUUUGCCCUACCAUGAACUAGCAGGAGCCUCUCCCUAUACCUUAAAUAUAUGUGUAGUACCAUGCCCUCAGCAUACACCCCCCCCACUGUUAUCCUCCAGCAGGUGUCUAGACAUUUCACAGUGGUACUGAGCCAGCAAUGGACAAGAGCAGCUCUGCUUUCAGCACCACAGCCCAGUUGGCAUUGGUGGUCCUGCUGGGAUAUCUCCUUCAGGGGAUAGUAAACAUAGGCAAGUCCUGAGCAACACACAUUCCCCAGACAAGAACAGUUAAACAAUGUCUCUGUGUCGCCAUUGUUUUCUUAACUCAAGGCGUUUCCUUUGUUGUAACUGUGACCUAUAAAGUGGCGCUUUAGAGGGUUUUAUAAUAAAAUGUUGAGUAUAUCAUGUUA